AAAUAUUUCUUGAUAUUGCAUGUUUCUUCAAAGGGGAAAAUAAAGACCGUGUUGAGAGAACAUUAGAAGCAUUUGGUUUCUAUCCAAAAAGUGGAAUACCUCGUCUAAUUAAGAAGUCUCUCAUAUCUAUUUCAUCAGUCAAUCAGAUUCAUAUGCAUGACUUGCUAGAGCAAAUGGGCAAGGAUAUUGUUAAUGAGGAAUGCAAACAGCCUGGAGGACGCAAUAGGUUGUGGAAUUAUAAAGAUAUUAGUCACGUAUUGACAACAGAAACGGUAAGGACCAAAUUAAUCAAUGAAGGAACCGAAAAUGUUGAGGGCAUAUUGCUUUAUACGCCUCAGAGUUGCAAUUUGAAGCUAAGUGCCACGGCCUUUAUGAAGAUGUGCAAUCUUAGAUUUGUCAAACCUCUUGGAAAUUUGAAAUUAAUGGACCUUAGCUACUCUGAUGACCUGAUCAGGAUUCCUGGCUUGUCUAGCAUUGCCCCAAAUCUUGAGUUUUUAUAUUUGGAAGGAUGUGAGAGUUUGGUUGAAAUUCCCUCCCUUCAAAAUCUGGGCAAGCUUACUGAACUUGAUCUAUGUGAAUGCCAUAAAGUCAAAGAUUGUCCAGAGAUUCCGUGUAAUAUAAAGUUUUUAAAUUUAGAUUACACUGGAAUAGAGCAACUGCCCUCAUCAAUUAGGCAUCUGUCUCAACUUGCUAUAUUGUCCUUGCAAUGGUGUAAAGCACUCGAGACUCUUCUAAGCGGCAUUGCAAGUCUUCCAGAAAGCAUCAAACAACUUUCGAAGUUGAAAGAGCUUGGUUUAAGUGGUUGUGAGAGUCUUAUAAGUUUACUAGAGCUUCCAUCAUGCUUAGAACUCUUAUUUGCAAGUGAUUGCCACUCUUUGGAAUCUGCAUCAAUUUCUUUCCAUUCCUUGGAAUAUGAAGAUGAAAAUGAAGAGGCAGACAAAAUUGAUGAUGAAAGUAAAGAUGAAUAUGAAGAAGCAGAUGAAAAUGAAGGAGGUAAAAGUGAAUAUGAAUAUUUUUUUGAAGAUUGCAAACUUCUUGAUUUCGGUAGAAGCGUCAAUUUGAAUAAGAAAGUAAUGGAGGAUGUUUUUGAAGCGCAUCUGUUGGGUCAGAAAGUUUGA
Hevea brasiliensis (rubber tree) is the source of this 1118-nucleotide messenger RNA. RefSeq names its product disease resistance protein RPS6-like. The transcript has 4 exons. The record is from RefSeq and is a predicted model, not a curated record. Lineage: Eukaryota; Viridiplantae; Streptophyta; Magnoliopsida; Malpighiales; Euphorbiaceae. Gene Ontology annotation, biological process: defense response. The coding region runs from base 153 to 1118 and encodes 321 amino acids.